AUGACAACCCAGGCUGCCGAAAGAUCUCUGCUGCCACAGACCGCGCAAAUGCAGAGCUUCGUGUUCGCGCCGCCAGCUAUGGCGCCGCGCGUGAAUCAAAAAAACUACGUGUUUGUGGACGAACACAACCGGCACAAAAGGCUGAAAGUCAUGCGAGCGUGUGAGGGAUGCCGCCGCCGCAAGAUCAAAUGCGACGCCGCGACGACGAACUCCUGGCCGUGUGCAGCCUGCAUCAGGCUGAAGCUCAACUGCGUUCCUCCAACCGUGAGCUACGAGAAAGAUCCUGCCCCUGGCACACAUACGUUUGAGUUGGAUACUACAGUAUAUGACGACUCUGGUACCGGCAUUGUACAGGAUUAUCAAGUCAGCCAAGAAAGCCUACAUCACAUGAGUGAAGAGUUCCACCCUUCAAUCUCACAUGCUGUGGAGCAGUCUUACGGCUACCACCCCACGGGGUACAACGAUCUACCCGCUCAUCACAAUGCCAUUCCAUACGGAAAUAUAGCGCUUCCAUCGACAAGCGCUCCGGAAAUGCACUAUCAGUCUCAACCAGUCUAUACCGGGCCUCCGGCGCAUCAAUCAGUGUCGGCAGCUAGCGGGGAUGAAGCUUGGCGUAGCGACGCUCAUACCGCUAGUCUCACGAAAGCUAUGGGCGACCUAGAAAUAGGUCACACCGCCGUCGCACCCUACAUAAUGAAGGAGCGUAAGGGAUGUGGGGACGAUAGACCUGUUGAAGAACAGCAGGUUAUUCUACCGCAACACGUCAACCAAGAUUCUACUGUCCACAUUCCGCCGGGUAUGAUGCCCAGUCCAAAGCAAGCUAGAGAAUACUUCGACUACUUCUUCAUAAACAUCCACCCGUAUGCGCCGGUGGUUAAUCCAGCAUGGUUCUUGGAGCAAUGGGAAAACGACCGCAAUGCUUUGUCGCCGCUUUUGCUCGGGGCUGUUUUCGCCUGCUCAACACUGAUGCUAGGAGAAUCUGCGAAUGGGAACCAGUGGCUUGCUCUAACUUCAAGGCAUGAAGAGAGUUAUAGAGACGUACCACGGCUGAGCACCAUUCAAGCCAUGAUCCUGCUGCUCAAAGCCCGCGAACACCAACCGAAACGUGGAUACUUUUAUCGAUCCUGGAUGACGGUUGUGAACUGUGUGAUAAUGGCCAAAGAUCUCGAGUUAGAUGAGCACUUCGAGCUACACCAGUCUGGAAAGCACUGUAACUUCACUCUUGCCGAGUGCGUCACGAGGACAAGAGUGUGGCAGAAUCUUUUCGUUCUAGAAAUCAUGAUCGGUGGUCCUCAAGGUCGCAACGAUUUCGGUGUGGAUGCCGAUACCAUCGACCUCGAUAUCCCUCCGCACUAUUCCGGGCAGGCUCGCUCCGAGGCUCAGGUCUCCCGCCAGUUCACCUACCUCGCCCGCAUUGUGAAGAACAUUCAGGAGACAACCUACAUGCACUCGAAGCUGAAGAAAAAGAAGAAGGACUGGGCCAUCGACCCUGGCUUUAUACGGCAUAACGAAGACUUCACUGCUUGGCUAAGAGACCUGCCUCAGGAUCUCCAGAUUGUGUACCCUGAUGAUGGAUCUUCCCCGUGGAUUCCAUCGCACUUCAUCGGAAACAUGCAUUGCUACUACCACCUCUCGAUCAUAAUGCACCACAGACCACAGCUUCACUACUUACAGGAGAACUUUGACGACAAGUGGAAAAGUCACAUGCUCCUAUGCUACUCUUCGGCGAAGAGCAUGUGCAGAUUACAAGAAUCUAUUUUGCAGACUUGGGGUCUCCCGGGCCUCAUGUGCAUGCAGAGAGGCAUGAGCUUCACGAUGUACGCGGUGUUGACCUGCACAAUGCUGCACCUAGUUGCCAUCACUGCUCCAGAACCCGAGCUUAAUGCUGACGCGCGCGACUUCUUCGUUCGCCAUAUGCGAAUCUUGGAACAAUGCGCACCUUGGUGGCCCUUACCAGAGUUGCAGGCCCAAGUGGACGCCCUCCGCGAGGCAUUCUCUGCCGACAUCAAAAAGCCGUUUGAGCUCAAGCCGUCGUUCCCUCUUGGCAGUCCGGCAGUUCUCAACGAUCCGUCUCCGUUGAAUUCCGAUGGUAUGUACGGCCCGCGGGUUUCCGGCCACGAACCGUUACUGGACACUCCAGGUCAAGUGCCGAGCUAUGCCUAUCCCACAACACCGCCAAUCUCCGCAACCGGCACGGAUCACCCGGCUGACUCUCCCGUAGUUCAGUCGCUGGCCAUGAUGGCGACCAGCCAACGGCAUCCGUACCAGCCCUCAAGUGUGCCCGUCCAAGAGCCGGUGCAAUGGAAUCCUGGCAAGAUCUUCGAUCAAUGGAACGCAGCCUUUGGUACGCCCCCUCCAAGUUCUACAUCCCCGUGCUCCCCUCCUCUAAGACCGCCCGCUCCAGGAACCUAUGAUCUUCGGACGCCGCAGGAAAUGCCGCACCACGGUUCCUACCAGAGCCUGGGCUACUCACCCCAUGACAAACCUGCACCGCAUAUCCCAGCCCAGGUGUCGCCACCGGUGACAUAUACGCCGCAAUCGGCGUCUUAUGUCACCCCGAGCAUGUGGCAAGAGGUCGUCGCCAGUUCAUUCGGCGACGGUCUCAAGCGGCGUUGGGAUUAUGGUGGCUCUGGAAUCAUGGAUCAGGGGCAGGGAGCGAAGCGACGUGGAUGA
Messenger RNA from Coniosporium apollinis CBS 100218, 2673 nucleotides. RefSeq lists its product as uncharacterized. Lineage: Eukaryota; Fungi; Ascomycota; Dothideomycetes. Gene Ontology annotation, molecular function: DNA-binding transcription factor activity, RNA polymerase II-specific; zinc ion binding. Bases 1 to 2673 code for a protein of 890 amino acids. The record is from RefSeq and is a predicted model, not a curated record. Gene Ontology annotation, biological process: regulation of DNA-templated transcription. The transcript is spliced from 8 exons.